Molecule: messenger RNA, 4735 nt
Organism: Ananas comosus (pineapple)
Lineage: Eukaryota; Viridiplantae; Streptophyta; Magnoliopsida; Poales; Bromeliaceae
Product: ABC transporter G family member 51
Exons: 24
Coding region: 1-4350 (1449 amino acids)
Cellular component (GO): membrane
Molecular function (GO): ATP binding; ATP hydrolysis activity; ABC-type transporter activity
Source: RefSeq, a predicted model, not a curated record
AUGGCUGCCGCAACGGACGGCAGCGAGUACUUCGUGAUCGAGGUGGAGGAAGCGGGGGAGCACUUCGCGCGAGCUUCGAAUGCGGACGCGUUGGCGGAGGACGAGUCAGAGCUGCUGUGGGCGGCGAUCGAGAGGCUGCCGUCCUUCAAGCGCCGCAACUUCGCCAUUCUCCCGCGACGCAGCGGUAGCUCCGCCUCCGCCUCCGCCUCUCUCGGCCGCAGCAGCAGCAGAGCGAGGGCUGUUCCGCCCCUCGAGGUCGUCGACGUCCGGAAGCUCGACCGCCGCGCCCGAGAGCUCGUCCUCAACGACGCCCUCGCCACCAACGAGCAGGACAACUACAAUCUCUUGGCCGCCAUCAAAGGCCGUUUCGAUGCGGUUGGUUUGGAGGUUCCAAAGGUACAAGUACAAUUUCAGAACCUGAACGUGGCUACGAAUGUUCAUGUCGGCGGAAGGGCGUUGCCUACUCUGUCCAACUACAUCUACGACAUUGUGGAGCAACUUCUUGCGUCCUUGCAUAUAUUGCGUUCAAAUAAGCACACCCUCACGAUUUUGGAUAGUGUUAGUGGUGUUGUACGACCAGGAAGAAUGACUUUGCUGUUAGGGCCUCCUGCAUCUGGGAAGUCCACAUUAUUGUUGGCUCUUGCUGGUAAACUUGAUCCUAAGCUGAAGCAAAGUGGUCAAGUGACAUAUAAUGGCCGUGCUCUCGAUGAGUUUUUUGUACAACGAACAUCAGCUUAUGUUAGCCAGACCGAUAAUCAUCUUGGAGAGUUGACUGUCCGAGAAACGUUUGAUUUUGCCGCAAGAUGCCAAGGUGCAAGUGAAAGUUGGCAAGAUUAUUUGAAAGAUUUGUCUAGACUUGAGAAGGAGAAGAACAUUCGUCCCAGUCCAGAGAUUGAUGCUUUUAUGAAGGUUGCUUCUGUUGGUGGCAAAAGGCACAAUCUUGUAGCAGAUUAUAUCCUAAAGGUACUCGGUCUUGAUAUAUGUGCUGAUACCCAAGUUGGUAGUGAUAUGGUUAGGGGUGUAUCAGGUGGCCAGAAAAAGCGAGUGACAACAGGUGAAAUGAUAGUCGGCCCAAGAAAAACGCUUUUCAUGGAUGAAAUAUCUACAGGACUUGACAGCUCUACAACCUUCCAAAUUGUGAAGUGCAUGAGGAACUUUGUUCACCAGAUGGAGGCCACCGUGAUGAUGUCCCUUCUGCAGCCUGCACCUGAGACAUUUGAUCUUUUUGAUGACCUAAUACUAUUGUCAGAAGGACAUAUCAUUUAUCAAGGUCCCACAAAACAUGUGGUUGGAUUCUUUGAAUCAUUAGGCUUUUCAUUACCUCCUCGCAAGGGAGUGGCUGACUUUCUUCAAGAGGUUACCUCUAGAAAUGAUCAAGCUCAGUACUGGUCCAACUGUUCAAAACCAUACGAGUUUAUUUCUGUUUCAAAGAUAGCCCAAUGUUUCAAAGAAUCUACAUAUGGGAAAUCUAUGGAGUUCACCUUAUCUACUUCUAAUGAUGAUAGGAAAUUCCUCACAUCAGCCCUUGCCAGCACGAAGUUUGCUAUAUCUAAAUUGGACCUUCUAAAAGUGUGCUUCUCCCGUGAACUUCUUCUUAUAAGUCGACAUCGCUUCCUCUACAUUUUCAGAACAUGCCAAGUUGCUUCUGUUGGGUUUAUCACAUGCACGAUGUUUCUCCGUACAAGGAUACAUCCUGUUGAUGAGAUAAAUGGAAAUCUGUAUCUAUCUUGUUUAUUUUUUGGACUGGUGCAUAUGAUGUUCAAUGGAUUUUCUGAGCUACCGAUUACAAUAUCUCGACUUCCGGUGUUCUAUAAGCAGAGAGAUAAUUUCUUUCAUCCUGCUUGGGCCUUCUCAAUUCCUAGUUGGAUAUUACGUGUUCCUUAUUCCAUUGUUGAAGCCGUUGUUUGGUCUUGUGUUGUGUAUUAUACAGUAGGCUUUGCACCAAGCAUUGGCAGGUUCUUUCGUUUCAUGUUGUUACUCUUUUCUAUACACCAAAUGGCAUUGGGACUCUUCCGGAUGAUGGGAGCUAUUGCACGAGAUAUAAUUGUUGCCAACACAUUUGGAUCUGCGGCUUUGUUAGCUAUUUUUCUGUUGGGAGGAUUUAUAGUUCCCAAGGCUGAAAUCAAACCAUGGUGGAUUUGGGCUUUCUGGGUUUCACCAUUGACAUAUGGACAACGUGCAAUUUCGGUUAAUGAGUUCACUUCCUCUAGAUGGGCUGGGAGGUCUGCUUAUGGAAAUAGUACAGUUGGUGAAAAUGUACUACAUUUGCAUAGUCUUCCCACCCAGAAGUACUGGUAUUGGCUAGGCGUUGGUGUUUUAUUAGCUUAUUCUAUCCUUUUCAAUGUACUUUUUACUCUUGCAUUGGCAUAUCUUAAGCCACUAAGGAAAGCACAGGCAGUGAUCCUGUCUGAUUCUGCUGGAAAGACGGAUGAAGACACUCUUGGUGCUAACGUUGAAAGGAGAGCUGAAGUAAGAAAUAGCAUGCAAGGACACAAUGCUGAUACACAUAAAAGAGGAAUGAUUCUCCCAUUUCAGCCAUCAUCCAUGACAUUCCAUAACGUCAAUUACUUUGUUGAUGUGCCAAAGGAAAUGAGAACAAAAGGAGUGCCUGAAAAACGGUUACAACUACUGUCUAAUGUGAGUGGGGUGUUCAGGCCACAUGUCUUGACUGCACUGGUUGGCUCAAGCGGCGCUGGGAAGACCACACUUAUGGAUGUUCUUGCUGGUAGGAAAACUGGUGGAUGUAUAGAAGGUGAUAUAAGGAUAUCAGGACAUGCUAAAGAACAGAGAACAUUUGCUAGAAUAUCAGGAUAUGUUGAGCAAAAUGAUAUACAUUCGCCUCAAGUAACAGUUGAAGAGUCUCUCUGGUUCUCUUCAAGUCUUCGCCUUCCAAAAGACAUUAGCAAAGAAAAUAGACAAGCAUUUGUUGAGGAAGUAAUGGCACUUGUGGAGCUUGAUCAACUGCGUCACGCACUGGUAGGAAUGCCUGGGAGUAGUGGGCUAUCAACAGAACAGAGAAAGCGCCUUACUAUUGCAGUUGAACUGGUCGCUAAUCCUUCUAUUAUUUUUAUGGAUGAACCAACAUCUGGUUUAGAUGCACGAGCAGCUGCAAUUGUGAUGCGUACAGUACGUAACACUGUUGACACAGGAAGAACUGUCGUUUGCACCAUACACCAACCAAGUAUCGAUAUUUUUGAAGCAUUUGAUGAGCUUCUUCUUAUGAAGCGAGGUGGCCGUGUCAUAUAUGGAGGUUUGUUGGGUGUCAACUCACAGAAUUUGAUUGAUUACUUUCAGGCAAUCCCAGGAGUUCCUGCUAUACCAGACGGUUAUAAUCCAGCAACUUGGAUGCUUGAAGUCAGUACACAAGCAUGUGAAGAAAGGCUUGGUCUAGACUUUGCUACUGUAUAUAGAAACUCAGACCAGUUCAGGGAAGUUGAUGCUUUAAUUCAAGAAUUAAGUAUUCCUCCUACUGGCACAGAACCUUUGAAAUUCUCUUCAGAAUUUCCACAGGAUAGUUUAACUCAAUUCAAAGUCUGCUAUCAGAAACAAAAUCUUAUAUACUGGAGAAGUCCACAAUACAAUGUUGUGCGGUUAUUCUUCACAACAAUGGCUGCUUUGAUUUUUGGUUCAAUCUUUUGGAAUGUUGGUUCAAAAAGGGAAACAACACAGGACUUGUUUGUUGUUAUGGGGGCUCUUUAUGCUGCAUGCCUAUUUCUUGGAGUAAAUAAUUCUUCAUCUGUACAGCCUGUGGUAUCAGUUGAGAGGACAGUGUACUAUAGAGAAACAGCAGCUAGAAUGUAUUCUUCAUUUCCAUAUGCAGCAGCACAGGGGCUUGUGGAGAUCCCUUACAUUGUCGCACAAACAUUAAUAUUUGGUACCAUUACGUACUUCAUGGUCAAUUAUGAAAGGGCAAUAAGUAAAUUUCUGCUAUACCUUGUUUUCAUGUUCUUGACAUUUGCAUACUUUACAUUCUAUGGAAUGAUGGCUAUCGGCUUGACUCCAUCUCAGCAUCUAGCAGCUGUUGUCUCAUCAGCUUUCUAUUCCUUAUGGAACCUUUUAUCUGGUUUUCUGGUUCCUAAACCUAACAUCCCUGGUUGGUGGAUAUGGUUUUAUUAUGUGUGCCCAGUAGCGUGGACCCUACGAGGUAUUAUUACAUCGCAGUUAGGUGAUGUGGAGACCAGAUUACUUGGGCCUGGUUUUGAUGGCACAGUAAAGGAGUAUCUGCAGCACUACCUUGGCUUUGAAUCUGGAAUGACGGGCGUUACCAUAUUGGUCCUUGCAGGAUUCUCCCUGUUUUUCUUUAGUGUAUAUGCUGCUUCCAUCAAAUACAUCAACUAUCAGAAACGGUGACUCCCUGUCUUGGCCGACUGGCGAUAAACAUGUAAGCAGAUAUGAUCAGAUACUUGCGCAGUGACUUUACCGCCAGCUAUCAUCAACUGAUCAUGAAUUUGUGUAGAGAAAUGCUUAUCGUGAGAUUGCGGGUGAUUUUAUCUGACUAACAAGCAACCCUGCAACUGGCAAGUUAAAAGCAGUAGCGCGAACCUUUUUUUCCCCUUCAGUUUUAUAUUAAACAUAAUAUUUUUUAUAUCAAAAGCUUUCAUUCAUUUUUAUAGAUUUCUAUUAGAUUUAGAAUAAUGGCUUUUAGGAUAUAAGAUUGUCCUGCAUGUGCUUUUGACAUCGGUAUAGGGAAAAAAAUAUUGAAUUGAAUAUAUAUUAUGCUCAAGUGGUAUAUUCA